Gasterosteus aculeatus aculeatus (three-spined stickleback) is the source of this 2085-nucleotide messenger RNA. Its product is annotated as dysbindin-A. NCBI's taxonomy places the organism in Eukaryota, Metazoa, Chordata, Actinopteri, Perciformes, Gasterosteidae. The record is from RefSeq and is a predicted model, not a curated record. Gene Ontology annotation, biological process: negative regulation of protein kinase activity; anterograde synaptic vesicle transport; neuron projection development. Gene Ontology annotation, cellular component: plasma membrane; neuron projection; cytoplasm.
AGGCGGCUUUUCUGCUCAUGCGGCCAUUCUUAUCCUUCCUAAACGUCGUGUACUUUGUUUUAAACAGUAUUUGACUUUGACAUAACUGCACCAAAGAGUGACUAUAACGUGUUUCAUAAGCCGACAGGUGUCAACUGUGUUGGAAUCACUACGCACGAAAUAGUUUGAGAAAAAGGAGGGUGCCUGAAAGACCUGGUUGAGGACAAAAAAGAUGACGGGUACGACUACCAGAACUAGUUUACAGCUAAAAACGGACCAGUGCAUCAGUAGUAUUGACAGACAGUUUUGAGGCAAAACUUUUUGUAGAUGUCAAAGAAACCGGAACUGAGAGGAAUCAUGUUUGAAAACUUCAGAGAAAGACUUCACAUGGUCCAGCAGGAUUUCACGACGGGCUUCAAGACCCUUGGAGACAAAUCCAGAGACCCCAAAGUCCGGAGGAAGCCCCGGUUGGAAGAAAGCCUUCCUCACUUCAGCGCCGGGCUGGACAUCCUCAGCAGGUAUGAGGAGAGCUGGUUUCUGCUCCAUAAAAGAACCAAAGACUGUGCUCAGACUGCAGAGGCAGUAGACGGGGACAUAGUGAUGCUCUCAGCACACUGGGAGAAAAGAAGAACAGCUCUGACUCGAUUACAAGAGCAGCUACAAAGCUUGCCGACCUUCAUCAGUGAUCUAGACGCCAUCACUGCUAACAUAGCUCAUAUGGAAGGGGACUUUGAGGAGAUGGAGAGCCAGCUGAUCUACCUAGAGACUCUGUGUUGUCAGUGUGAACAGCAGAAGGUCAAACAACAUCACGUCAACCAACUAGAAGUCUAUAAGAAAAAGAAAAGGAAGGAGAUGGAGGCGCUGGAAGUGGCACUGGAUGCCGAGCACGCUCAGAAGGCGGCAGAAGUGGAGCAGGCCGUGCAGCAGAAACUGCGAGAACGACAGAAAGUCUACGAGGAAGCCUUCAACCAAGACGUGCAGCAGUACCUCUCCACUGGAUUCCUGCAGCACAGGGAUGGAACUAUAACUGACAUCACUGCAGAGCCAACGGGAGCUGAUGUGCGUGUUCUGGAUCAGAUGACAGUAACUAACAUAUCGGACCAGGAGGCUCUGGACGACUUCCUUAACUCCACUGGUGACGAUGACAUCAGCACGGGAUCAUCACUGACCUCAGGUCCAGACCCCGAGUCCUGCUCUUCUGAAUCUUCAAAAAGCCCUUCCACCCGAGCCCCUCCCACAACCAUCCAAGCGGCCAACCAGGACGCAGAGUGGGAGCAGGAAGAGGAAGUGGCCAGCGAGCAGAGCGAUGAGCCUCUGGUGCAGUCGGACGAAGAGGACGUCCAUCCGGACACGUCCUUGGUCGGCUUACAGGAUGUUGGCACAAGAAGCGGCUCCGACGAGAGCGACCCUGCAGGGGAUCUAGCCUCUGGGUAACCUAGCAACCAGGCCCUUAAAUACCUGGCAAACACUUCCCACAUUGGCAGCUGGAAUAGGAAAAAAUAAACAUGUUCCGAUUUUUUUCCUUUACGAUUCCGAUGUCUGAGCUUUCGGUUCACAUGGUGCCAAUUACCGAUCAGAUAUUAGUGCAUCAAAAACCAAAACGGCCCUAAGUGACUCUCAAAUACCAAUUUAAUGUUUUUGUUCAACAUAUCUCUUUCAAACUGUAUUUAUUCAGGUCUCUCACAAUGGACUACAAUUUGAACAUGUCAUAAUAACAUUAUAAUUCCCAUUUUCCCAGCCUCUGUUAACGCAGUGCUGCUAACAGCUAACGUUAACAAGCUCUCCUCCAGCCGACCUCAGCACAGAUCUGUUGUUCACGACGUAGUGUUGUCAAGGAGAAAAUGGCGUGUGAGUGCAUCUGUGCAGUAGAGAUCAGGACGUGAGGAUCUGGGAGCAAUUGACACGUGUUGUUGUUGCUGGCAUUUUUGACACUGUUAUCAAAAUUGAACAUGACCGUUGCCACAGUCUCAAGAGGUUGUGAGUUGUUUAAAGCCUCAAUCUGGCUCAAUAAUGCCAAAGAAUUCACAUUUACAGUAUCCUCUUACUUUUAGGUCCAGGCCAAUCUAGCUGUACCGUGUUUAUCUAUUAAAGUCCUCAAGAUAAAGA